This is a messenger RNA of Galdieria sulphuraria, 1832 nucleotides long. Its product is annotated as ubiquitin carboxyl-terminal hydrolase 16/45. The record is from RefSeq and is a predicted model, not a curated record. Bases 102 to 1709 code for a protein of 535 amino acids. Gene Ontology annotation, biological process: protein deubiquitination. Gene Ontology annotation, molecular function: cysteine-type deubiquitinase activity. NCBI's taxonomy places the organism in Eukaryota, Rhodophyta, Bangiophyceae, Galdieriales, Galdieriaceae. The transcript has 3 exons.
AACUCCAUUCUUAUACUAAAUUCUUUUCUUUCUCUUCUUCUACUUCUUUUUUUUUAGAUAUGGGAAUGCGGUCGUCGAUAUUUUAUUAUUCUUGAUAAGAAAUGUCCAAAAAGUCUAAAGGAAAACAGAAAAAGUAUCGUCAACCCAACAAGAAAAGAAAUAAAAAUACCAAACCAUCCAACCUAAAACAAACAACUUGUUCCAACCACAACUCUUCUUGUCUAUGUAGUGAAAACGAAAGAAAGACGAGAUUGGCUGAAAUUAUUGCUGAAGAAUGGAAAGGAAAUAUAAUAACACCCAAAGGUUUGAAGAAUUUGGGUAAUACUUGUUUCCUCAACGCAGUAUUACAAAAUAUUGGUCGAUUGCCUGCCCUUCGAAGUUAUUUUUUAGGUCAAUCUAUUACAAGUGGUGAACACGGUGUGACUUUAUCUUUGAGAGUAUUCUUUCAUACUAUGUGGUUAUUACAAGACCAAAGCAUAUUUCGACCCCAUAAGUUAUUGGACCAUUUGGGAAAGUAUUCCAGUCGCUUUCGUGGUUAUGAACAACAAGAUGCUCAUGAAGCCUUGAGAGUAUUGAUGGAGUCUUUAAUGGAAGAAGCAACUGUUAAUAUGGAUAAUUCUAGCAGUGAUUCAAGUAGUCAUAGUGACUCCAAUCAUAACCACGAGUCUUGGAUGGAAAAAGUAUUUCUAGGAAAGUUGCAAAGUUGUGUGGAAUGUGAACAGUGUCAUUCGAUAUCUACCGUUGAAGAACCUUUUUUAGACAUUUCAUUAUGUUUGGAAACUCAAAAUACCGAUGAGACUUGUUCUGUUGCGGGAGGUUGUACGAGAAAUCAGAUCAUUUGUGAUACAGCAAUGAUGAGUCAACAGAGUCUAUUAUCUGUAGAUAAUGCAAUGUUAUCUAUGGAAAGCAACUUGUCAGAACAAGUGAUGGUCAACGAAGAAGAAGAGAAGAAUAGUCCAGAAAUGAUUUCCUUAUGGGAAGAAGAUAUCCAUCAAGUUACUUUAGGGUUAGACUCCUUAUUUGAAGAAUCCAAUAAUGUAGAAUGGAGUGAUUAUGUAAGUAAUAAUGAUUUGGAUUUCAAUGAAGAACAAAAAGACAUAGUUGUUCAUUCUUCUUCAAAGAGUCUAACCAAACCUAUCUCUUCUUCAUCUACUACCACAACACUUUAUGCAAGUAUUCAAGACAGCUUACAAGCAUUUCUUUCUCCAGAAAUAUUACAAGGAGAGAAUGCUUACUAUUGUGAGUCUUGCAAUCGACAACAACAAAGUGAGUCAACCCAAAAACAUUGUAAUAAGGAUUCCGUUUCCUCUCAACAGAGAUAUAUUCGUACCAAAGCAAAGAAACAUUUUUUAUUUCGGAAACUUGGUCAAGUUAUUAUUUUCCAUUUGAAGAGAUUUCGACAAGUUGGUUUUCACUUUGAAAAGGUUUCAGGUAAAAUGUCAUUUCCAUUGGAAUGGAAUCUCUCCAGUUAUACACAAGAGCAACAAGGAGAUUCCACAGAGAAUGAUUAUUAUUUGUCAGGAAUAGUUGUUCAUCAGGGUUCUUUAGAAUGGGGUCAUUAUAUUGCAUAUAUUCGUGCAAGUUGUUCACCACAAGAGCAUCGUUGGUAUUAUUGUAGUGAUGAACAUGUAACAUUGGUACAAGAUGAAGAACAAAUCUUCAAUAGUGAAGCUUAUAUUUUGUUUUAUUGUAAAAAACAACGACAAUGAAAGUAAUACUUUCAGUUAGAUAUAUGAGUUAUUAUACUAUCCAAUAGAAAACUACAAAAUGCUUCAAUGACUGGAACACAAAAACUAUUUCCCAAUAAUUUCCAACGGGUACGAAAACUUGAA